UUGGCUGUGCAGGGCAUUUCUGGAGCACCAGUCAGUGACAACCUGCUGGAAUGGGUAGCCAGAGUCCGGGGUCUGAAGGAUUCUCUAUGGGAAGGGGGCAUGGUUCAGCUGUAUCUGCGAUACAGUGAGGGUUACAACUCUGUCCCACCAACCGUUGUAUUCAACACUAUCCCGUUCCAUCCAAACGUGGAAGACCAUGUAUCAACUUCCUUGACAGUAAAGAGACUUGGAACCCCAGACUGUCCCACUAGUAUUCUACUCACAGUACAGGUAAUGCUGUCUAACCCCGUCCUGGAAAAUGCUGUAAAUACCGAGGCUGCAGAAAUGCUAAGGACGGAGACAUCAAUAUUCAGACAAGUGGUGUUAGACAGUGUCAGCAAUAGCCUGCAGCUCCAGAGUGGAACCAGCAUCUCCGAGGACCACAUUGCAGCCUCUCAGUCACCAGAGACCCCAUCAGCAGGACCUAGCCCUGAGCACUGUAGAACUGUCAAGAAAGUAUGUUUUGAAGAGUAUUUGAAAACCUGGUCUGGAAUUGCCACAUCAAAGGCAACACAACAUGUAACAAAUCCAUUGCUGGAGGAGUUAGUGUUGCAACCUGUUCUGCAUGCAAUGCAUUAUGGUUUGCAAGGAACAGGACUCGCAGAGGAAGCAAAUGCACAAAAUGAAGCGUACAGUGCCAUCAUGUACGGACCAUGUGUUAAACAAAAACAAAAACAUGUUACAAUAGAUGAAAAACUAGCAAAAAUCAACAAAAUGAAAAGGAUUUAUCUGCCAAGUGGAACACCAGAGGCCAGCACUCCGCUGCAGACAGAAUGGACAGGAAGACUGCCCUCCCGUGACCCUCACCGCAGCAGCAGACACAAAGAGGAGCUCUGGGAGAGGGAGGUGGACAAUCUGGUUGCCUGGACCAACUCUCUCCACUUGGAAGAGUUAGAGGAAGAUUGACAACAAAAGAUAUCAAAUAAAAACGUUGCAGCGAUCGUGUUGAACAUGAGGACCACGUGAAAAAAACAAGUCUGAGUUUUGUUGUUCUGAAUAUUAAGGACCAAGGUCUAAUGACUCAAGAAGCCCACAUACAGUAGUAUGGUGCACACAGAGGUAUCAUGACCUCCUGUCCACCUCCAACUCCUCUUGUUUCACUCAGUCUGAGGCACAGAAGGAGCACCCUGAAGGCAGUGCUAAACCCCACAGCCUGUGGCAUUUAUAACAAUUUGAAUGUUCUCACUACUUACUCAGGCUGCUUCCUGUGUAUUAUAUAUUGUUUCAAAGUGCUUUUCAAAGAGAGUUGGGAUUUUAAGUAUGCACUUGAAGAGCGGUGUACUGUAACUCUUUUUCUUGUUUUCUCAAUGUGGUGGAUUGCAUUGCCUGGUUUGGGCCGAGAGACUGAGAUCACACGGGAGUCCCAAAAUUGAAACGGCUGCACCACAUACCCCUUGUAAACAGGUAAGGUGUUGAUAAUCCGAGUUUACACAGGACAAUAUCAAAGCACUCCGUAAUGCUUCUCGAUUUUUAAGUGAAGAACCUUGCUUAAACACAUAAUGGGAAGAAAGUACAGUACUGUACAUUGAACUUGUAUUUGAAAUAAAAAUGUUUCAUUAUACCCGGAUCUGUCCUGUAACUUGAAAUAUAGAA
Molecule: messenger RNA, 1632 nt
Organism: Acipenser ruthenus (sterlet)
Lineage: Eukaryota; Metazoa; Chordata; Actinopteri; Acipenseriformes; Acipenseridae
Product: ubiquitin-conjugating enzyme E2 U-like
Exons: 9
Coding region: 100-945 (281 amino acids)
Source: RefSeq, a predicted model, not a curated record